Messenger RNA from Diaporthe amygdali, 1350 nucleotides. RefSeq names its product proline oxidase. The transcript has 2 exons. Bases 1 to 1350 code for a protein of 449 amino acids. NCBI's taxonomy places the organism in Eukaryota, Fungi, Ascomycota, Sordariomycetes, Diaporthales, Diaporthaceae. Gene Ontology annotation, cellular component: mitochondrion. The record is from RefSeq and is a predicted model, not a curated record. Gene Ontology annotation, molecular function: FAD binding; proline dehydrogenase activity.
AUGAAAAAAAUCAACCGCGUCUUUGGAUCUUUACGAUCUGUGUCAAACCUGGUUGCUGUGCCUCCUCCGGUCUCUGCUCGCCCACCUUUAGCGGCUUUGUCCAAUGGUAACCUGCUGAGAUCCUUGCUCAUCGCUGGAGUCUCGUCCAAGAGGGUUCUGCUUAUACCUUGCCUCAAAAUCUUAUCUUUUCUCUCACAACCGGAACGAGGCUACCUCUUUAACGCCGAAAAGAAUCCUAUACUUCAUGCAAUACUCAAGAAGACAUUCUACAAUCAGUUUUGCGCUGGCGAGACACCAUGGGAGACCAAACAAUGUGUCCGCCGUCUUAAGGACCUCGGGUUUAGUGGUGUCAUUCUUACAUAUGCUCGCGAGACAGUCUUUGACCAUCGUUCCGACAAAGUAGGCAUACAAGGUGUUUCAAAGCCUCAUAAUGCGCGUCUGCCUCAUCCUGUCUUUUGCAAGCAUAUUGAAGAGUGGCGGAAUGGAACGCUUGAAACCAUGAAGCUGGUUGAGAAGGGAGACUAUCUCGCCCUGAAAUUGAGCGGGGCGGGCCCGAGUGUCACUGAAGCCUUCGCCAUGGGGCGGCCAGCGCCAGAACAAUUCACCGAUGCUCUGGAAGAGAUCUGCGCUAAGAGCAAGACAAGUUCGAUCAGAGUCAUUGUUGAUGCUGAGUCUCAGCACUUCCAGAAGGGCAUCGCUGCAGCCACACUUGAGGCUAUGCGCAAGUUCAACCGCGACGGUUCCGCCGUCGUCUACAACACAUAUCAAGCAUACUUGAAGCGCACGCCGGACGUGCUCGCACAGCACCUCGAGGCAGCCAGUAAGGACGGCUUCACUCUCGGCCUCAAGCUGGUCCGCGGCGCCUAUAUACUCUCUGAUGACCGUUCCUUGAUUCACGACACCAAGCAGGAAACAGACAAUGCAUACAACCGCAUCGCCAGGGGAGCCCUCCAGCAGCACAUUGGUGAUUUUGGAGCCGAAGGCCGCAAGCCGUUCCCCUCGGUGAACCUCUUUCUGGCCAGCCACAAUAGGGAGAGUGUCCUCGGUGCUCACAGACUGCACCAGGAACGGACAAAGAAGGGCUUGCCUACCGUGCCCGUCGGCUUCGGCCAGCUACACGGAAUGUCAGACGAGGUGAGCUUCUCGCUGCUUGCAGAGAGGUCUGGGCCCGAGACAGGCCCAGAGGUCUUCAAGUGCUCUACCUGGGGCAGCAUGGGCGAGUGCCUGGGCUACCUGCUUCGGAGAGCGGUUGAGAACCGCGAUGCGGUGAUACGGACGACCGAUGAGUACACAGCACUUAAGUCUGAGGCAUGGAGGAGACUCAGAUCUGGAUCCUCAUCUUCGAUCUAA